This is a messenger RNA of Harpegnathos saltator (Jerdon's jumping ant), 1626 nucleotides long. RefSeq names its product pancreatic triacylglycerol lipase. Gene Ontology annotation, biological process: lipid catabolic process. The transcript has 6 exons. The record is from RefSeq and is a predicted model, not a curated record. Gene Ontology annotation, molecular function: lipase activity. Lineage: Eukaryota; Metazoa; Arthropoda; Insecta; Hymenoptera; Formicidae. The coding region runs from base 234 to 1556 and encodes 440 amino acids.
CCAAUAUAAUUUAUCUAUCCAGUAAAUCACACGUGUCGGUAACAUGUACGUGAUAUAUAAUUCCCUGUUACGUAACGCACUUAAACGUACAUAUUUGAGCCGAUAUUCUAAUAUCAAUGUUAUGCUACUGAUACAUGUUUUUACUGGGUAGUAAACGUGAUCGAGCGCUUCGUAUAUAACUGCACGCCAACAGGAAUGUAUUCACAACAUUAAGAUUCGACGUGACGAUAAGGAUGUACGUCGCUUUCGCAGUCGUUCUAUUCGUGCUCGCUGGCGAGUCUGCCAGACUGACUGUUCCAAAUCUUCUUAGUAAAUCACAGACCCAUGUGGCUCAAGUAUUCCGUAAUCUGCACAAUUACACGUCGAACGUUGCGGAAACCUUGCUGCAACCCAACAAUAUCAGCCUGGCGAAUUUUACGUACAACCUGCCCACGAAUGAGUCCCAGUCUAAACUGAUGGAUUGCUUGGGAUUGGGUGAAAAUAUUGCGAAGGUUCUGGAACAGCACUUUAUGAGCGAGCCCAACGGAAGCUACGCGCUGGAUGUACGAUUCUUCAUGUCCACCAGAAAACAGCCACGUCGUGUGGAAGUAGUGCUUGGCGAACAAUUCGGUCUACAGUGGACGGACUUCAAGAUAGAACGACGGACGAUGAUAAUAGUGCACGGUUUUUUGUCGAGUGGCGGAGUUGAUUGGGUCAAGAACAUGGAGAAGACGUGUCUCGAGUGGAAUGACGUAAACGUAGUGGUGAUAGAUUGGAGUGCUGGUAGUAAUACGUUGAAUUAUUACAAGGCGGCGGUCAAUACCAGGAUAGUAGGAUAUCAAAUCUCAAAAUUUAUAGAACAUUUAACGAAUACUACGAUCAACGACAAAGGACCAGAUACAAGUAAUUGGGGCCCUUUGCAUCUGAUAGGACAUAGUCUCGGCGCUCACAUUUGCGGAGUUACCGCGAAGGAAUUGAAGAAGCGAAAUAACAAAUGGCUGGUGCAAAGGAUCACUGGUUUGGAUCCAGCUCAACCCUGUUUCAGGAAUACCGAUCGAUCGAUUCAUCUGGACGCCAAGGACGCUCCAUUCGUUGAUGUGAUACAUACAAACGGGAGGCAUCUUCUAAACUUAGGUCUCGGUCUUCCUGAACCUAUAGGCAGUAUUGAUUUCUAUUUAAACGGUGGUAAAACGCAACCUGGCUGCAAAAAAGACAAAUCGUUAAACAUUAUAUCAUAUUUAACAAUACCCGUCGACGUGAUAGAACAGGCGACAUGUAGUCACGGACGUUCCUACGAAUACUUCACGGAAUCAUUGAUGAUUGCGAAUACAUGCAAUUGCACCUUUUGGGGAUAUCCUUGGGAUUGGACGUCUAAAAAUAUAUCCAACAUAAUCGUAAAUCCGUGCAAUCACGAUACCUGCGCGGAGAUGGGCAUUCGAGCUGAAUUGUACAACAAACGUGGAACAUUUUACGUGGCUACCGCGAGUAGCAGUCCAUUUUGCAUCAACAACACUGACGCCCUCGAGGAAGUGAAAAAGCAAUUGGAACAGGAUUAUUAUGAUGAAACCGAGAAUUGAAAAGUUGCGGCACAACCACUAUUGAUUAGACAAGUUAUUAUAUUUCUAAAUAAAUGCGCUAUCAACUCCA